UAUUUAAAAGCUGGAAGACCUUUUUAUUUAUAGGUAUAUGGGUGGCUAGAUGAUAAUGCCAGUAUGCUUCACUGGUUCUCUUAGUCAUAGCCAAGGUUGGCUCAAACAUUUACAGUGGGCCACACAUAAUGAGAAAACAGAAAAAAAAAAUGUUUUAUUCUGUGUAUUAUUGAUUUGUAUCAAAUAUUAUUUUAUUGCAAUGCCAUCCAUUAUUUUUAUCACUGCAAGAGUCAUCUGGUCUAAAUGGUGGUCUAAAUUAAAUAAAAUAUUUAAUAUUAAAAAGUAUUAUUAAAUUUCAAGUCUGAGCUAUGUUGACCACCCUGGAUUAAUAUGGGUCAUCUUGAUUUAGUUUUUUUUUUCUUCAAACAUGUUAUCUCUUUUUGCAGUAAACUGAAGAAAUGGAUCCCAGUAAAGGCAGAGGCCGUGGCCUUGCCACGAUGAUUGCACUGAAGAAGUGCCAGAACUUGGACUCUGGAUCUGGAUCAGAUGGGUCUCCGGAAGCCACACCUGGAGCAAGUGUUGUGAGCGCUACGACGAUUGCACCCUCCUCGGUUGGUGGGGGCGGCCGCGGGCAUCUUCUGGCCAUGCUCGCCAAAAGACAGCAGCAACCUGGACCGCCGUCAUUCAGUCCCGCCUCUGACGUAGCGCCGCCCGCAGCAGCCCCGGCUCUUGCACCAAAAGCGUCCGGUACUGGAAGAGGGAAAAUGUUCCAGCAGUUACAAGCGCGAAUGGCAGCAACAGCGCCUAAAGCAGGUGAUCAGAAUGGACACGGCCACGACGUCGGCAGUUUGACGCAGAAGAUGGCCGCCAGCACGGUGUCAGGCACCUCCGCACAGCCCUCGUCCGUGGCUAGGAAUAAACCUUUUAAAGAAGUGAAAGACACCCCACCAGUGGUUAAUAUGGGCCAAUCCGGAGAUCCCUGUGAAGUGACUGCUAAUUACGUCCGUCUCAACUUUGAAGAGAACAGUGUCUUCGAAUAUGAAGUGACAUAUCACCCGGAUCAGGACUACAGAGCGCUGCGGUUCAAGCUACUAAAUGAACACAGCCAAUAUUUCAAGACUAAGACAUUUGACGGCACCACACUUUACGUGCCACACAUGCUGCCAGAGGAGGCUCUAAAUCUCGUGUCGACGAAUCCGUACGACGAGUCGAAAGUCAAUAUAAAGAUCAUAUUCCGACGCACACGCCGCCUCAGCGAGAUGGUCCACCUGUACAACGUGCUGUUUAAACAAAUCAUGAAAGAUCUCAAUAUGGUGCGUUUCGGCCGCCAGCAUUUCAACGAACAUCUUGCUGUGCAGAUCCCACAGCAUAAGCUGGAAGUUUGGCCCGGUUACGUAACGACGGUAAACGAGUUCGAGGGCGGUCUUAUGUUGUCCCUGGACUCGACCAGCAGAGUUCUUCGCACACAAUCGGUGCUUAGUUUCAUAAAGGAGAUGGUCCAGGCGAAGGGCUCAAACUGGAAGCAAGCUAUGACGGAGAUGCUCAUCGGCUGCUCCGUUAUGACGACUUAUAACAAAAAGCUGUUCAGGGUCGACAGCAUUGAUGACACAAUGACGCCCAGAUCCACUUUCGAAAAGAAAGAAGGAGGGGAAAUGGUGAAAAUAAGCUACAUCGAUUAUUACAAAAAGAACUAUGGAAUCGAAAUCAUGGAUUUGGAUCAACCCAUGCUGAUAUCUAGAGAAACGAAACGCAUGCCGGGCUCGGAAGUGCCCACGGACUUCCUGAUCUGCCUCGUGCCCGAGCUGUGCCAGCUGACGGGCUUGUCGGACGACCAGCGGUCCAACUUCCGGCUCAUGAAGGACGUGGCCACCUACACCCGCAUCGACCCCAACCAGCGGCAUGCUGCUUUUAAAAAGUACAUACAAAACGUGCUGGAGAACGAAAGCGCGCGCAACCGCCUGAAGGGCUGGGGCCUCAGCAUCCACCCCGACACGGUGCGGCUGGCGGCGCGCACGCUGGCGCCCGAGCGCCUGUACUUCGGCAACAACCGCUCCGUCGACGGCAAGCCCGACGCCGACUGGAACAACGACGCCACCAGGAACACCGUCAUGCAGGCGGUCGACAUCAUUCGGUGGGCGAUCAUUUUCACGAAGAGGGAUGAGCAAGUCACGCAGAAUUUUCUGGGCACUCUUCACCGCUGCUGCGGCCCUAUGGGCGUGAUGGUGCAGCAGCCCGAGAUGGUGAUGCUGCCCAACGACCGCACGGAGACCUAUGUGCAGGCCCUCAAGAAGACCAUCAACUCCUCCAUCCAACUCGUGGUCUGCAUGUGCCCCACGUCUCGCGACGACCGCUAUGCGGCCAUCAAGAGGAUCUGCUGCGCGGAGAACCCUGUACCGUCGCAGGUUAUAAACGCGCGCACCGUCAUGAACGAAAAGAAAGUCAGGGCCGUCACGCAGAAAAUCCUGCUUCAAAUCAACUGCAAACUGGGCGGGACUCUAUGGAGCAUCGCAAUACCGUUCAAGACGGCCAUGGUGGUCGGCAUCGACAGUUUCCACGACGCUGGGCGGAAGAAGCGCAGCGUGUGUGCUUUCGUGGCGUCAUAUAACCAGUCGAUGACCCACUGGUACUCCAAGGCGGUGUUCCAGGAGCGCGGGCAGGAGAUCGUGGACGGCCUCAAGUCCUGCCUGGUGGACGCGCUCAAGCACUACCUGCGCGUCAACGGCCGCCUGCCUGACAGGAUCAUCAUGUACAGAGACGGCGUCGGUGACGGGCAACUGCAAGUGGUCCAAGACUACGAGAUCCCGCAGAUGAAGAUCUGCUUCAACGUGGUGGGCGAGACGUACAAGCCGACGCUGACGUACGUGGUGGUGCAGAAGAGGAUCAACACGCGCAUCUUCGCGCGCGGGCCCGGCGGGCUCGCCAACCCGCGCCCCGGCACCGUGCUGGACCACACCGUCACCAGGAGGGACUGGUACGACUUCCUGAUCGUCUCCCAGAAGGUGAACCAAGGCACCGUGACCCCGACGCACUACGUGGUGGUGCACGACGACAGCGGCCUGACGCCCGACCAGUGCCAGAAGAUCACGUACAAGAUGUGCCACCUGUACUACAACUGGCCCGGCACCGUGCGCGUGCCCGCGCCCUGCCAGUACGCGCACAAGCUGGCCUACCUCGUCGGCCAGAACAUACACGAGCAGCCCUCCGAGGCGCUGUCCGAUAGGCUGUUCUUCCUAUAAAUGUGAGGCCUUAUAGCUAGUACGCAUCUGCGGUUGCGACUGCGCGCAAUCAUACUGUAAGUUGGCGGUUAAAUGUGUACGAUCAUUCGCAGUUGUAUAGUAAAAACGAAGUUGCGUUCCGCUCCGCGUUGGUUGCAACCGCAAAAGCGUGUGGCUUAAGUUGUUAAUUUUGUAAUAAAAAUAUCAAUAGCAGAAAAUCGUUUGGCAAUUACUGCAAUGUUCUGCCGCCGGAGUGCAGGCCGCGUUGCCAACGUUACAAUCGUUAACGCUCCGUAGCGUAGCGUAGCCAUCUCUCUAUCACUCUUCCAUAUUAGUGCGACUGUGACAGUUGCGUUUCGUUCGCCACGGAGCGUGAACGAUAGGCACGUUGGCUACGCGGGCAGUACUAGCAAUUAUCGUAAACCAUAGUAUCGUAACCUAACACCUAGUUAUCGUGACGAAAUUUUGAUUUAAGUAAGUGUUUAGAGGUAGCCCUCUGUUUGUGCUAGUGGCCCCCACGCAGAGUUUUGCUUAAUAUUAUUGAAAAUGGGCGAUAAAAAAUUACGUUUGGUAUGACAACGACACGAUCAUUUCUCUUAAGGCUGCACCCGACGCCAACGACCUCGCGUGUUGGCGGAGCUUUUAUCCCUCACCGCACCACCCGCUGCAAAAGAUCGAGCGCCCAGAACUAACCCCCUUAUUCAUAAAAGUGUACUAAAGUUACGAUGCCGCUGAUCAUCGUUUGUCCCUUUCCAUCAUACCGAUACGUCGGAAAGGGACAAACGAUGAUCAGCGGCAUCUUAACUUUAGUACACGUUUAUGAAUAAGGGAGUAAGUGUUUGAAAUAGAAUUUCGCUUGCUCGCGCGCGCAAAGCAGCACAGGUCCGUCUAGCAACACGACUUGGCCCGUACUGACUAUACGGCCGAGAGCGGGGUAAUGGCAGGAACCUAGGCGGGAUUUAGGCUUAUUUUUUUAGGAAUUGAGGCAUAGUUUUAUUAAUUUGCAAAAAGCAAAAAAUCAUUUUAUAGUGUUCUGUGAGAAAGAUUGUAAAGUUUCAUAUAUUUUCGAUAAAUUUUUCAGUAAUAAUAGAAUUGAAAGAAAUAGGAGUGACUUCAAUAUUUUUUUCCUUCACUUAUUUAAAUUAAAAUUGAUUUCCAGAAAAACCAUAUCAUGUAUCAUAUCUUGUAGAUUGUUAUAUAUUUGUUUCUGCUCAGAAACUGUCAUAUAAAGAGGAGGAACCUUAAAAAUAUUUUUAUAGAAAAUAUAUAAUUUAUCAACGCCUCACGCGGUAUAUCAACCAUGAUACUCGUAUACCGAAAACGUGGUCUGAAAGUAAGCUUAGUAACUAUGGGUAUGCGAUGAUUUCUCAGAAUUACAUUAAAAAAAAAAUAUUAUAAAAAAACAAAAGACUGCACACUAAAAAGAGGAAAACAAGCCCCACAAGAAUAUUGUUGUUGAUGGUAACUAUUGCAGGCGGGGACCAACUUGACCGCCACCAACGAAAAUACCUACCUAAGUAAGACUGCUAAAAGGUGAACUUAACAACCAAAAUGACUAUAAGUAACCCUCUGUUGGUCCCCGCCUGCGAUACUUACCAUCAACAAGAAUAUUCUUGUGGGGCUUGUUUUCCUCUUUUUAGUUUGCAGUCGAGUUUUUGUUUUUUUAUAAUAAUUAGUUUUUUAUUUAUAACUUUUUAGUUACCCCCAAAAACAUCCUAUGACAUUCCCGUGAUCAAGACGAAUCUAACGAUACCUCAUACAUACAUCAAAAUCCAUCAAGCCUUUUAGGUUACAGGAGGCCACAAAGAAACAGACAUACAUACAUACAUACAGUCGAAAAACAUUACCCUCCCUUUGGCAGUCGGGUAAAAACUACCCACAACAGAACACAAACCCGCCUAGUUGUUCGCUGGCAGUGGAUGUGUUCAAGUUUCAAUAGGUAAGUUAGGUUAGAUACGUUACGUAUAGCUAAUAAAUUAUUCCACUUUGAAUAAUUUUGAAAUUUAAGCAAUACGUAAAAAGUAAGUUUGUGAUGUUUCAAUCACGAUUUAAUCCAUUUUUUGCUAUUGAUAUUUGUAUUUUGUUAAGAAUUAGGUAAGAAAAUCUAUAUUUAGAUAUUUUUGUACGAAUUAGAGGUAAUGACAAAUUCCCACCACGUUAUUGUGCGGCUUGUUGAUUGAGAUUGUUGAUUGUAACUUCGAAUAAGACAUGAAUCAUUUUAUCAGAAGAUAUUUUUUUUUUAAAUUGGAUAAACCAGUAAGGUUCUUUUUGUUAGCAAUUAACUGAUAGUUUUAACGAUAAAUGUUUAUCAAUUAAAUGUUACUUUUUAAUUUAUAUGAAUAUAAACUAAUGUUUUUCUCAAACAUGUGCAGGAAUAUUUUAUUUGUGUUGAAUUUCCUUGCAUUUUUCUGAGAAUAGCACAUACAUACUGCAGCCGGAGCAUGUAUUGUUUGCCGAGCAUGUAUUGCGUGGUACUAAACUACCUGGCUUAUUUUUCGGCGUUUAUUGCUGCAGUAUUGUACUAUAAACAUUAAAUGAGGCUGUUUAUUCUUAUAAGUGCUACUAACAAUUAGCAGUUACAAAUCAUAUUUAUUAUUCCCUGGGUUCCAUAAGAAACAGUAGGCGAGUACGGGGCGGUCUUAAGGUUGUAAAGGAUCAUGUAAUUCAAGUUAGUUAAUCACUAAAAAAGUUACCGAAUCAUGAACAUAUCGUGGCUUCAAGGGCUUAUAAACCGAUAUAAAUGUCAUACAUAAAGGAAAAGAGAAGUGGAAUGAGGUAAAAGUAGUGUUUCUACUUGAAAUAUAAAACAAAUUAAAAAUAUUUUCAAUCAAAAAAUUUAAUUUGUUUUCUAAUAGUUCAAGGGGUUCAUAUUACUCCAAGCUUCCGUACGCUAGGACGGCCUACUGAACAAGAUAGGGUCCGUACAAGCUGGCUACUAUAAUUUUGUAUGUUAGUCUAUAAGGUAUUUGUAAUAUGAACCUUGUAACAUAUUACAUGUCAAAAUUUAACUCUGACGCUCUCCAAUUUAAGCCCUUAAUUAAUUUAUGCGAUCGCCCCGGAAAGCAUGUAAAGGCAUAUCAUUUCAGAUUGUUCUCAUCUUGGUAAUGGCAUUUGUAAAUACAAGUUUUCAAAAUUAGCAAGCGUAUUGCUGGAAAGGUGUAAUUUCCAACGAAAUUCAUCUUUGGCAUAAUAUUUCAGAUUGUUCUCAUCUUGCUAACGGUAUUGCAAAUGCAAGUUCGCAGCUAAGAUUAAUUAGGUAUUACAUGUAAUUGGUCCAUCAGGUGCUGUAGAACAGGCCAAUUCGUACGUACACUGACUUUAUGUAUAUUUGAAUCAUGUUAGUACAUUACGAUACAAGUGCGAAAAAUAGGAAAUUCGAAACGAGUGGCGAUAAAUUAAAACACGACCGAAGGGAGUGUUUUAAAUCGACACGAGUUGCGAAUUACCUAUUCGCACAUGUAUCGUACAACGUUUUACAGUACAUAUGGCCCUUUAAAUGUUCGACGCAGUAACGUAAUAUGCUGAUUUUCGCACUAGUUCGGUAAAGCACCACCAUAUGUACUGUAAUAUUUAUUUAUAGUGCGCCUCGUCCGCGCCAAUACAUGUACGGACAAUUACAAGUGAAAUGCACGAUAACUAAUACGUUAUUCAUAUUCAGUUAUCGUUCUGAAUGACAUCCGAAUUGGCCUGUAACUUCUAGAGAAGGCGGCCCUUGUGCCUUAAAUAAGCUUUGUAAAACUAAGGAGAAGCUUCAGCCUUUAUAGACGGUAUGCAAUAUUUUUAAUUGCGACCCUGCAGUCUAAUGUAAAACGCAGCGCAAAUCCGUAAAGAUAUAACUUGUUAAGUAUAAGGAUAUUACUUUAGAUGCUCAGAUUUACUAUUUAAUUCUUGCUAUUUGUACCUCCGCAUUAGCUAGUCAUUGACAAUGUCACUGCGUUUUGUUGUGUUUAAUAAAUAACAUACUCUGUUAAGCGAUAUCGUAAGGUACUUAAACAGAAAAUACUGCUGAAUGUUUUGAAACCUAUUUCUUUAGUACUUUAUUAUGUAAUUUCUGUACAAAAUUGUGAUUGGAUUGGUUAUGAAGAUUUAGUUAGUACUCUUUACAAUUAUUGUGAAUGAUCGUAUGACUAUAAGUACCUACAGUAGUCUUAAGUAAACAUCAAGGUGCUUUUUGUGUGUUAAAUUAUUGUUAUAUUAAUUAUUAGUAUAAACCAUGUUCCAUUGUAGCUUGGAUGCAACUUUAGUUAGACAAGUUGGAGCAAUCCCGUUUUUAGGGUUCCGUACCAAAAAGGUACAAAAGGAACCCUUAUGGUGCGACUCUGUCCGUCCGUCCGUCCGUCUGUCACAUUGCUAAAUAUCUCGAGAAGUAAGUAAGUAAGUAAAUAUUCUUUAUUGCACCAACAAUUAUACAUUUUACAUACAUGUAAAACUACAAAUGAAUUUUAAAGGAAAAUAGACCCAGGUAACAACAGGCGGACUUAAGCUAUCGAUUUGAAAUUUGGAAUAGUAAUGAAUAACGCUAACCCAACCAUAUUGGAAGUGUAAUUUUUUUUAUUUGUGUUAUUUAUGGAUAAUUCCUAAUAUAAGAGGGGGCAAAAUUUCAAAGUCUAGUUACUAGGUCAAGUGUUGUGAGAGAGCUCAAAUUGAACAUUACAAAACAAUUUUUUUUUCGUGGUGAAAAAAAAAAAUUGACUUAUGAAGGAAAAUGUGAAAAUAAUACCCCCCCCCCCCCCUUAUCUCCGAAGUUUACGAAUGAAAAAUUAUGAAUUUUUUACAUAAUAAGUAAUAACAUUAUCAUAAAGAUUACAGGAAAAAUAAAAUCAGGCCUCUAUCUUCAGUCCUUUUUUUUAAUUUACAAAAAACAUUUUGUAAUUUAAUUUGCAAUUUAAUUCCGGUUGCGAGUGUUUAUUAUAGUUGAAAUUUCUAUGGGAUUACACUAAAGGCACCAUCUUUCAAAUAAAAUAAAAAUGAUUAAAAUCGGUUCACUUGAUAAAGAAUUAUCCCGGGAAAACCAACAAACAUACAGAUGACACAAAUUAGUUAGCAAAGUCGUCCAUAGAUGGCGCUGUACACAUUUAUACUAAUAGUAUACUUCUGGUCAAAAGUCUUUCUUGAGAAAAUUGAAAGUUUGUACGGAACCCUCGGUGCGCGAGGUAAAGGAACUCGCACUAGACCGGUUUUUUUCUAAAUUUGAAAAUUGUUUUCAAAUAUGCACAGGUUUUCACUUUUAUUAUAUUACAUUCCAAUUUGUAUAGUUUUACAUAUACGAAAAAGCAUCUCGAUUCAUAGAAUAAUUAAACUUAUGGUAAGUUUAAUUAUUCUAUGAAUGGUAAGUAAUUAAAAUCAUAGGUAAUAACACUAAUAACAAUAAUGUCAGUUAGAUACCUAAUGUUUUAUUUUUUUUUCGGAGGGCGAGUCAUGGUCGUACGGAAAUAAAAUUGGAUACCAUUUUACUAGGCAAGCGUCCGAUAUAGCCUAGGUAUUAAUUCGUCCUAUUAAUUCAAUAGCCAUGAAUAUCGUAGAUUUCAUCACCUAAUAGUCCUUAAAUCCUGUUCGUGCUGUCUCUACGUACGUUCCUAUGUACCCCUUCAAUUUCAUGAUUCAGAAUGAUCACUGUUAUAAGUAUUUUUAAUGUCACAACACGAUAGAUCUUCAGUUACCUCGAAAAGAAUCUCUUGCAGUUGUUCUUUGACCUUUUCGCCGCCAUUGACUUGAUAUAGUGUCAGUACUUUUCAUGCCCCACACGCCACGACUUCAUAUCAAGUCGUGGUUUUAUUCAUGUUUGUAUACCUGCAGUUUUUGACGUGGCAUUGAUGACACUAUUACUUCAUUGACGUGGCGGCGAAAAGAUUAAUUACCACACUAGUGUAUGUAAAAAAUGUCGCCUUUGAAUUGUAAGAGAUAUAUUAUGACAUGUUGAUUACAUAUAGUUUAACUCAGUGUCCAACUAAUUGCUAAAUUACCUGAUAGGAAUUUCUGGUCAUAACUGUAAAUAAUGAGAAUAUCAUUAAAAAAUAUAGUCGCUGUAGUUCGUGUCAUCCACGAUGAUGAGCAGAUUUGUCAAAUCUAACCUUUAAUAACUUGUAAAUUAGUUCACUUUGUAAGAAACCUGAAUACUAGGUGUAUAUUUUCAUUGUUCUGGUAUUAUUUUCGACUUGAUUGCUUUUAUUUUGUCGUCCGAAGUUCAGCUUUAUAGACGAUCAUUUCUGUUACAUACUGGACGCAACUCUUUAAUAAAUGUUCCAUAAGAA
This is a messenger RNA of Cydia pomonella (codling moth), 9406 nucleotides long. It is a transcript of the gene Ago3, whose product is annotated as piwi-like protein Ago3. Gene Ontology annotation, cellular component: P granule. Gene Ontology annotation, molecular function: protein binding; piRNA binding. Bases 399 to 3176 code for a protein of 925 amino acids. Gene Ontology annotation, biological process: regulatory ncRNA-mediated gene silencing. The record is from RefSeq and is a predicted model, not a curated record. Lineage: Eukaryota; Metazoa; Arthropoda; Insecta; Lepidoptera; Tortricidae. The transcript has 16 exons.